AUUCAACUUCUUUCUUUAUUAUACCAAUACAGUUUUGCAAAACUAUCUUGUACAACACUUUUACACAACUUACAACCUAUUACAAUGACUCGUCAAAUCUUUAACAUUGCUUCCUUCAAGACUGCUUCUAGAUGUUGGUUACCAGCCAAUGUCAAGCCACACACUCUUCGUCAUUUUUCAUCUAGACAAAGAUGUGUGAACUUUAACAACUUGAACGAAAGUAGAGUUGUUGCAAACGAUAACAUAUUAACUCAUCAACAAGAAGAGAGUUCUUCUGCUGAUUUCGAAACAUUUGAACCUACUGUAUUUUCUUCUGAGGAAAUCCACACAGCAGGUCCUGUCAACAAGGCUUAAAAACUAUAUAUAUAGAGGUCUGGUACCUAUUUAUUGCAUGAAUAUAUGAUUUAACGAUUAAAA
Molecule: messenger RNA, 417 nt
Organism: [Candida] anglica
Lineage: Eukaryota; Fungi; Ascomycota; Pichiomycetes; Serinales; Debaryomycetaceae
Source: the annotation of a GenBank genome assembly